GAUGACGUAGCUGCAGGUCCAGAGAGCUCCCUGUGUCUUCAGAUUGCACGUUAUUUCCGCAGCUGUGCAGCCGUGAGUCGGUAUUAAGUUACUCCUCCUCCCCAUCCCCACGCCCCGCCUUUGCACUGUGAGGAAUUAGUUUUUUUUUUCUGCAGCCAUUUAUUUAUAUUUUUUCCCGUCACAUGGGCUCUUUGGGUGUAAUGUAAGCUGUCGACCCUGGCUGCGGCUCGUCUGAACAUGAUGGGGAUUUAACAGAGAAAAAAGGAGGCCAAAGUAAAGAGGGACUCCGCAUCUUUCUGUCUGCGUCUCCUCCGCUGCUGGGAGGCUCCAGAUGAUCAUGCAACAUCUUAAGCCAUGGCGAGCUCUGCUACUUUUAACCGUGCUGUGCCAACCAGGAAUCUCAGACAAAUACGGUUGCCUGUUUGAGAGAAAACUGUGCACACGCGAUCAGUUCUGCUCAGAUGACGGGCUGUUUGGUCAAUGUCGUAGCUCUAAGCAGGACCAGGUCCAGUACCAGGUGUCAGUUCCUGUUCUGAAGAGGAUGCAGGAAGUCCUCAAACAGCUCAUGCUGCAAGGUCUUUCCUGGCAAGACGACAUCACCCAGUAUAUUUUAUCAAAGGAGCUGAAGAGAGUUCCCCAUACCACCCACCCCUCUAAGCCGAACUCCUCUUCCUCCUCUUCUCAUUCGUCUCAGUCCAAACAGCACAUCUCCCACCACCACAGUUCUAAGUCGGGGUCCACACCUCCUGGUGGCAACUAUGUGGACUACAUGAUUGUCGAGCCUCCUCAGUCCUCACUACGCAUGCAGACAGUCUCCAUGGACCCAUACACAUACCACCAGCAUAGGUACCAAGAUGAAGUAGAGAGAUCACUAAUUGGGGCAGGAGGCGGUUAUGCCCACCCCUCUUUAAGGUCCCAGGCCAAUCAGAGAGAGCGAGAGCGUGACAGGCAGCUGCUACAGGAAGCCUUGUCUCUCUACCUGGCGUCUGCACAGCCUUCUUAUCGCCACAGAGGGGCCGCUUCCAUGGCUCCUGCAGGUCUGCCUUAUUAUGAGGACUUGGACCUGGAGACACCAGUGGACUAUGUGGAAGACUACACUCUAGAGGAAAGACUUGGUACUGCUGGCAGACAACAAACACUGCAGAAUAAAAAAGUUCCUCAGGACUUCAGCACUCUGUCUGGAAACAAUGAUGGCCUGCUCCAGAGGAUGUCAGGAGUCUUGCGUAGGUACGGAGUUGAGCCCAGAGAGCUCAGUCAAGAGCAGCUCUACAAGCUAGCCCUCACUCUGCAGCUGCUGCAGGCCCAAGACAAAACAGAUCCAAUUGAGAAAGACCUCAUCAGCCUCAAGGAGAUGCAGUUGUUAAAAACAGACAGUGUGUCCCAUAACCCAGAGAAGCCUGCCCCUGUUCCUGGUCCCGCUGAUGUCCCUCCUGCCCCCUCUUCUGCCUCAGUCCCAGCUACACCUCCAGCCAAGAGCGCUAGCCUCCUCCCUCCUGUCUCCCAGCCUCCGCAGGUUGCUCCUGCUGAAGCUGGACAUGGCUUGAAGGAGCAAAGGCCGCCACUGGUUGAUGGUACAGGAGCCAAGGAGGAGUAUGGGUACAUUGUCACCAACCACAGUCCUCUGAGUUUGUAUGAAGGAGUGAAACUGUUGGAGCUACUGGCUGAUAAGAUACACCUGACAACCAGCAGCUUCAUCAACAUCAGUGUGGUGGGUCCUGCACUGACGUUCCGUAUCCGCCAGAAUGAACACAACAUGACGGCUGCAGAGGUGGCUGCUAAAGCUGUAUCUGAAAAGAACUUCCUGGAGUCUGAGACAGGCCUGAAGAUUGUACAGACUGGCGUGGGAGAGAGGACAGAUGCACGGGGUCUCCCUCAGGUAACCAGAGUUUCCCAGGGCUCCAGUGGAACAGUCAUCACCCUUAUUUCCAUGGCAGUCGUAGGAGGCAUGCUGGUAUUGGCCAUGGUCGUAGCUUGUCUCAGGCACUACGCUCAGCAAGUGGCCAAUGGCAAGCUUGGCCUGGGGCCAGAGGGAGGAGCAGAAACACACUUUGACUACCAGGAGCUAUGUCGGCAGCACAUGGCAUCCAAAUCCUCCAUGUGCCGCCAGGACUGUUUGGCUGGGGUGAGUGGCACCAUGGCGGGGUCCGCCAUAGGCACAGGUGCUGGCGGUCGAAGGGGUACGGACACGUCCCGCGUCAGCAGCGUUUCCUCCCAGUUCAGCGAUGGUCCCCAGCACAGCCCGUCCUCCACCCACAGCUCCACCCCAUCCUGGAGCGAAGAGCCAGCCCAGUCUAACAUGGACAUCUCAACUGGUCACAUGAUACUGGCAUAUAUGGAGGAUCACCUGCGUAAUAAGGACCGCCUUCAGAAGGAGUGGGAAGCUUUGUGCUCCUACCAGGCUGACCCCAGUUCAGUAGCUGUGGCUCAAGUCCCGAGCAACAUGGACAAAAACAGACACGCUGAAUCACUCCCCUAUGAUCACUCUCGGGUGAAGCUGAAGACUGAAGUAAACCCCAAUAAACAAGACUACAUCAACGCCAGCAUCAUUGUUGAUCAUGACCCUCGCCAGCCAGCUUAUAUCGCCACACAGGGACCACUGCCUCACACUGUCGCUGAUUUCUGGCAGAUGGUGUGGGAGAACGGCUGCACAGUGAUAGUGAUGAUGGCAGCUCUGGUAGAAGAUGGAGAGAAACAGUGCGAGCGAUACUGGCCUGAUGAGGGCUCGUCGCUCUACCACAUCUAUGAGGUGAACCUGGUGUCAGAGCACAUCUGGUGUAAGGACUUCCUGGUGCGUAGCUUCUACCUGAAGAACGUCCAGACGCAAGAGACCAGGACCUUGACGCAGUUUCAUUUGCUGAGCUGGCCGGCUGACGGCAUCCCCACCUCCACGCGGCCGCUGCUUGACUUCCGAAGGAAGGUGAAUAAAUGUUACAGAGGUCGUUCCUGCCCAAUCAUCGUUCACUGCAGUGAUGGCACUAGCAGGACUGGCACGUACAUACUCAUUGACAUGGUGCUGAAUCGCAUGGCCAAGGGAGUGAAGGAGAUUGACAUCGCAGCCACGCUGGAGCACAUCAGAGACCAGAGACCUGGCUUAGUCCGCACCAAGGACCAGUUUGAGUUUGCGCUGACAGCAGUAGCCGAGGAGGUGAAUGCCAUCUUGAAAGCCCUGCCACAGUGAGCUGCAGGCACACAGAAAUAACUAGUCAUGAGGACACACUUGUACGAUCCAGUCACGUAUGUCUGGCCAUCACUGUAAAUAAAAAUUUGCUCUACCACACUUGGAGCAGUUACUGCUCUUGUUUUCAGCAUGCAGUAUUUCACCAUCUACUCAUUCUCUGGGUUUUUAAAACUUUUUGGAACUUAAUUUUAUGAAAAGUGCAUUAAAUGAUUUUUGCGGGAUGUAAAUAUGAACAGAAGAUCAAUUUGUUUUCACCAUCAUGGCACAAAUUGAUCUCUGUCUUUGCUCCUUGACAUUUCUACCUGAUUUGACAACAAUCAAGUCAUCAGAUGUGAACUACAAAGAGUAAAAACUUGCAUAUACUGUUCCUGUGUGAAUCCAGAUGAAAUUUCCACAUCUACUCUGACAGGAUAGAAUACACUUAUGUUGGUGGUUUUAAUUAUAUAAUAUUGAAGUGUAACAAUUGUUUACUUAUCUUACUGCCAUCUGAUUCCAUCUUUGCUUCAUCAACCAUUUUACUGGACACGAUGACAUGAUACCUCAAAUGAUCAAUCAACAUCAACAGAUGAUUUGCCACCAACACUGAGGGUUUGAUUUGCUGUUCUGUUGAACGUUACAAUUUUCUUGGACUAAUGUUAAAAUAAUAUUAAAUACCUUCACAAACUUCUCAAAUUUCUAUCCAUCUUGCUGAUAUACAGUUAGGUUUCAAUCCAUUUUAACUCUCUUGAGUGUGGUGUUACGUGUCCACCAGAAUACUGUAUGCUACUGUCUAGUGUCUUUUGAUUUCUGGCAAUUUGUUAUUUUUAAGGCUUGUCUUUGCCUUGACAACAUGAUUGUUUGCUUUAAGCUCUGGUCCUUUUGGAUGCUGUACAUUGACCACAAAGUACACAUCACCUCUCUCUCUCUCUCUGCACACAAAGUGACUUUGUUUGGGUUCUUUUAUUGUCUUACUCAGUGUACGACCUUGUGAUUAAUGUAAAUAAUUCAUCCUGAUGAUGUUUAUUUCAUGUAGCAGACAGAUAGAAAAUAUCUAUAAAAAUGUAUUUUUGACUUGACCUGAAUAAAUGUGUGAUGUGAUGCAGCAAAAAAAAAAGAAAAAAAGCCUCAAGUGCUCAUUUUCAAAACCACCAUGUCAUUUAGUGGGUGUGCUUUUUGUUUUAUAUUAAGAGUUAAAAUGGCACAUUUAAAAUAGGUCGUUCUGUCUCAUGUAUUUUAUCUAUUGAUUUGAAAUCCGUGUAUCAUUCAAAAUGUAUCAAUAGCGCAUCAAUAGUUUAGGCACUUUCAGAGUUUUUCAGCCCCCUCUGCAACUCUGGUCACAAUGGUGGAACAGCAAAAAACAAGUGUAUUACAAUAUUGUCAAGUAGAUUUUUUAAAUUAAUUUUUGGUAUUUUAUAUUCAAUUGUUUGAUAUUAAUCCUGACAUUUCCUGUUGCAAAGAUAAACUACCACCAACUGAUAGAGUAGUCAGCAGGAAAUGCUUUAUUUUCUCUGCUUUACAUGUUUCGAAGCAUUUUUCUAUUUGCCUUGUUCAUCUGUUUCCACUUGCAGGCACAAUUAAAAUUAAAAUUCAGCUGAAACAUU
Siniperca chuatsi (mandarin fish) is the source of this 4758-nucleotide messenger RNA. It is a transcript of the gene ptprna, whose product is annotated as protein tyrosine phosphatase receptor type Na. Lineage: Eukaryota; Metazoa; Chordata; Actinopteri; Centrarchiformes; Sinipercidae. The coding region runs from base 332 to 3178 and encodes 948 amino acids. The transcript has 24 exons. Gene Ontology annotation, cellular component: secretory granule. Gene Ontology annotation, biological process: protein dephosphorylation. The record is from RefSeq and is a predicted model, not a curated record. Gene Ontology annotation, molecular function: protein tyrosine phosphatase activity.